This is a messenger RNA of Mizuhopecten yessoensis (Yesso scallop), 395 nucleotides long. RefSeq names its product 60S ribosomal protein L27-like. Gene Ontology annotation, cellular component: cytosolic large ribosomal subunit; ribosome. The annotation marks the transcript as partial. NCBI's taxonomy places the organism in Eukaryota, Metazoa, Mollusca, Bivalvia, Pectinida, Pectinidae. The record is from RefSeq and is a predicted model, not a curated record. Gene Ontology annotation, biological process: translation. The transcript has a single exon. Gene Ontology annotation, molecular function: structural constituent of ribosome.
AUGGUCAAGUUCCUCAAGCCAGGAAAGGUUGUUCUUAUCUUACAAGGUCGUUUCGCCGGAAAGAAGGCCGUCAUUGUUAAAAAUUAUGAUGAAGGUACUAAGGAACGUCCAUACCCACACGCCAUUGUUGCUGGUAUUGAAAGAUACCCAUUAAAGGUUACCAAGUCCAUGGGUCAAAAGCUUGUUGCCAAGCGCUCUAAGGUCAAGCCAUUCGUCAAGGUCGUUAACUUCAACCACAUCAUGCCAACCAGAUACAGUCUUGAUGUUGAUUUAAAGCAAAACGUUACUCUUGAUGCUUUCAAGGACCCAAGCCAAAGAAUCCAAACCCGUAAGGUUAUCAAGAAGGCUUUUGAAGAAAGAUACAAGAGUGGUAAGAACAAGUGGUUCUUCCAAAA